Molecule: messenger RNA, 2901 nt
Organism: Aureococcus anophagefferens
Lineage: Eukaryota; Pelagophyceae; Pelagomonadales; Pelagomonadaceae
Exons: 3
Coding region: 1-2901 (966 amino acids)
Cellular component (GO): intracellular anatomical structure
Molecular function (GO): RNA binding
Source: RefSeq, a predicted model, not a curated record
AUGCGCCUCGCGAACCCCCAAAUCGAGGGCGCGGAACAGCUCCAGCCCUGGGAGCGCAAGCGCAACGAAGUGCAAGAACAGCGGAAGAAGGCCGCGCGGGAGAAGCUCGAGGCCGAGGGCGCCGCGGGGUCGUCCGCGGACGACGCGCUCGAGGACGCGCCGCACGCGGAACUCGGCAAGUUCCAGCACGAAUUGGUCGUCGCCGUCUGCUGCGCUCUAGCGCGCGACGCGUCCAAGUCCUGCGCGCUCGUCUUCGUGCCGGGCAUGGCGGACAUCGGCGACCUCACGGACCGUCUGGAGGCGCGCGGCGGCGCGUACGUCGGCGACGUCGCGGGGACCGCGGCCGAGCUCCGGCGCUUCGAGUGCGUGCCCGUGCACAGCGAGCUGCCCCACGAGGACCAGGCCCGGGCCUUCGCGCCGGCGACGGACGGCCGCUUCAAGGUCGUCCUGGCGACGAACUCCGCGGAGAGCUCCGUGACGUUGCCCGAUUGCGACGACGUGCUCGACUUGGGCGCGCACAAGGCCCUGCGCUACGACGCGGCGUCCCACCGCGCCGUGCUCGCGCCGGCCUGGGUGAGCCGCGCGUCGGCGACGCAGCGCGCGGGGCGCACGGGCCGCGUGCGGCCCGGCCGCUGCUGGCGCCUCUACGGGAAAAGACGCUUCGACGACGCGCUGCGGGACCACGAGGUCUCCGAGAUCCACCGCCAGCCCUUGGACGCCGUGGUGCUGAACCUGCGGGCCAUGAUCGACGCGCCCGUGGGGCCGCUCCUGGCGUCGACGCUCGAGCCGCCGAAGACGCGGCACGUCGAGCGCGCGCUCGCCGCGCUCCGCGACGCGGGCCUUUUAGGGGCGCCGGAGCGGUCGGCGAACGCGGCGGCGAGCGCCGAGGGGGCGCUGACGCCCACGGGCGCCUUCGUCGCCGCGCUCGGCGUCGACCUGCGCCUGGGGCGCCUCGUCGCUUUGGGGGUGGCGUUGGGCGUCGGCCCGUUGGCGACGGGCGCGGCGGCCGCGCUGUCGCUGCCCAAGAGCCCCCUGCGGUCCGCGAACCCGCUGGUCCACGGCGACCCGGGCGAGUACAAUUCACUCGUCCGCGACGGGCUGUUGGCGCGGGCCGCGUUCGACGGCGGCGACUACUGCGAGCCGGCGGCGCUCAUGCGCCUCGAGCGCGCGUACGCGGCCGCGCCGGACAAGCACGCCUUCUGCCGGCGCCACUGCGUCGCCCACGGCCGCGCGCGCCAAUCAUCAAGGCCAAGGCCGCGCGCGGCGCCGGGCGACGGCGCGCGGGACCUGCGCGCGCGCCACGUCCUGGGCCUCUUCCCGCCGGAGUGCCUCUUCCGCUACGACGCGGGCGUGCGGACGACGUUCACGUCCGCGCGGCCGUCGCAGGCGCCGCGCCGCGCCGUCGUCGCGGCGCUCCACGACCUCGCGGCCCACUUCUCCCUGAGCGGCGCCUGGUGCGUCUUCCCGGCGCACGCCGCCGCCUUCGACGGCGAGCUCGCGCCGGACCCGCGCGGCGGCGGCCGCGGCCGCGGCCGCCGCCAGGCCGCGUCCGCGGCCGCGUCGGGCGCCGUCGCCGCGUGGGUCGCGCGGGACGUGCUCGACGUGCCCGGCGCCGCCGAGCUCCUCGACGCCGUCUUCGACCGCCGCGUCGUCGACGCGGCCGCGCGCCGCUACGACGACGAGUGCGCGCGCGAGGGCUACUCGUACCUCGUCCUGCUCGAGACGUCCGCGUCCAAGGCGCGGCUCAAGGACCUGCGGAGCCUGCUGGAGGCGUUGCCGGCGGCGGUGCACUGCUGCUACGGCGCGCGCCACGAGGGCGUCGCCGCGACGGCGUCGUUCGGCGGCGCGGACGCGCGCGACGACGCGAAACUCGAGAUCCGCUGGGCGCCCCAGAUCCUCCGGGGCAAGCCCGCGCUGCGCUUCGCGCCCGACGGCGAGAAGGGGCGGCAGGCGUGGGAGAGCGGCGAGCCCCGGCCGCCGCUCCUCAACGACCUGCCGGUCGGCGCGCGGCUGCUGAGCGCCAUGGCCAUGGGCUACCGCGACAACCAGCUUCGCGUGUGGGCGGACCGGCCGGGCGGGCCGCCGCGGUACCCGGGCCUGCCGCCGGAGCCGCCGAGCCGCCGCGCGGUCGCCGUGAAACUGGACGUGCCCAAGCCCGCGUGGAAGUUGGUCUUCGCGCCGGCGUCGGCGGGCGCGUCGGCGCCGCCGUCGGCCCAGGUGCUCACGCCCUUCCAUUCGCUCGCGGCCGUCGCGGUGCACCACGCGGCCGACGACCGCGACGCGACGGUCUACGCCGUCGCGGGCGCCAUGGUCGACACGGCCGGCGGCGGCGCGCGCGCCGAGAGCGUCACCGUGCUCCCGCCGGGCGACGAGUGGCUCGGCCUCGCGCUCCGCUGCGCCCGCGACCCGCGGUCGCUGCCACCGGACGCGCUCGAGGCGAAGCUCGCGAAGGCCGCGCGGCCCGACCUCGCGCGCGCCGCGGACGCGUUCCGCGACGCCGCGGGCGCCGCGCUCCGGGGCCGCGCGCGGCCCGACGCGGCGAGCGGCGCCGCGCUCCUCGCGGGCCUCGCCGCCGUCUUCCGGCCCUGGCUCCCCGCGGCCGCGGCCGACGACGCGCUCGCCGCGCGGCUCGAGCGCCUCGGCCCGCCGUCGGCGGGCGCCGUGCCGGCGCACCUCGCGCGCGGCGCCAUCGCCCAGAUCCUCGCGCGCGCGCCGGGCCGCGCGCUCGCGUUCCCGAUGCUCGACGCGUCCUUCGCGCGCGCCGUCGGCUUCCCGCUGUCGCCGUCGGCCCUCGCCGAGCACACGGGCGAGCCCUGCCCGGACCUCGGCGCCUGGCUCCUCGCCAUCCCGGGCGUCUCCCACGACCGGGGCGUCGUGUCCCUCGCGCCGGGCGCCCCCUAA